This is a messenger RNA of Polistes canadensis, 5785 nucleotides long. RefSeq names its product putative polypeptide N-acetylgalactosaminyltransferase 9 (gene Pgant9). The coding region runs from base 1534 to 3456 and encodes 640 amino acids. The record is from RefSeq and is a predicted model, not a curated record. Gene Ontology annotation, cellular component: Golgi apparatus. The transcript is spliced from 13 exons. NCBI's taxonomy places the organism in Eukaryota, Metazoa, Arthropoda, Insecta, Hymenoptera, Vespidae.
UUGAACGGGGAAAGGCAGUCGCGGCGCGGAUAUUGCACCGUUUGGCUGUAACGGAGUGGUUUCAAUUGUGUGGAGGACAGUGGGAAAACUCGCGUGCCAUUGACAGGUCAACGAGAAUAGCGGUAGAGAUUACCGAACGAACGAACGAUUGAUCGAUCAAUCGAUCGAUCGAAAAAAAGAAAGAAAGAAACGAAGAAACGUUCGAAACUAAUUUAACCACGAUACCACGUGUUUCAUUCCUGGAGAAUUUCAUUAGCGUUCUCUGCUCUUCGCUGUCCUCCUUCGUCUGUCUUUAUUUCAUUCAUUUUGCCUUACUUUCUCCGAAAACGAACAGUCGUUUGUCCGAUAAGACGGAAGAAAGAGAAAUAGAGAGACAGACAGAAAUAAGAAAUUUUCAUGUCAUCCUUGUAGUAAUUUAAUAGCUAGAGAAGCGCGCGUGUCAUUUAACAAAAAUUCACUAUUUUAAUCUUUCCAUCUCUCUUUUUCUCUCUCUCUCUCUCUCUUUGAUUAGAGAAAUAACAGAAACGUGUGUGCGCGCGCGCGCCUCCGCAAUCUUACAAUUAUUAAUAGUUAGUAGUUCGACGUAAGCGAGUGUGUAUUGUGUCACGCGGAAAGUGUCUAUUGCAUACGACGUUAGCGGAAUCAUGAGGAAGGAAAAACAUAUCGAAGACUUUUGACGAAGAUCUUUUUUCAUUCUGAGUGUCUGGUGGUCGUGCUCCUGUUCCUGCUUUUGAUUCUGCUCGUAUUGUCCAGGACGUUUACCUCGAUCGCCUUGACAUUGAGCUUGGUCUUGCCUGACGUUUCUCCUUUAACUUUUUGAACCACGCAACGCCCCCUUUCAUCGCUCGACAACGUUCAAGCGAGUCGCACGCUUACGAAUAUCUUCAAAGAGAAGAUUAUCAUCGUUUUCAUCUUUUCUUUUUGUCAUCGGUCCAUCCGGAGAGAACCGAUCCGUACUCUUCUCCGAUAAUUUGCUGUUCGCAUUGCCAAUAUCAUUGAACCCAAGUACUCUGGAAUGUUAACGAGAUGAUCAAAAUGCGGUGACGUUAUUGAAGAAACAUUACCAAUACAAAUACAUAUCAUCGAAGUCAUAUACCUACAUUGUGUGAUCGAAAUAUUAUUAAGAUAGAAAAAAGAAAUUGUAUAAUCGUGGUUCGUUGAACCGAUUGAUGCAUAUCAUAUAUCGAGAAGAAGAAGAAGAAGAAGAAGAAGAAGAAUUGAAAGUAUUAGAAAGAAUUAAAAUCAACGAUUUGGCCGAUUUCAAGAUCGGCGAUGUAAAAAGUGCGAUCGAAUUAGUUUAUUAAAUCGUAGUUUACUGAUAUUGACGAUAGGAAAGUAGUGAAGAACGAAAUUUAGAAGGAAGAAAUGUUGCUGAGGUAACACGCAUAGAAACUCUUUGAGAAUAGUAGCAGAGGAAGUUGCGAAAAGGGGAGUGAUCAUUGGAAGGAGGGGGAAAAAGAGAAAAAGGUUGGAGAGGAGGAAAGGUUAAAGAAAAGAAAAGGAGAAGGAGAAGGAGAAGGAAAGGGAAAAAGGAUGGGCUUUCCAAGAAGAAGAUCAUUGUGGUUGAAGGUCGGAGUACUGGCGACGGCUGUUUGGAUCACCGUGUGUUUCCUUUUGUACACGGAGGAUCGUGCGGCUGCCGAAGCUGUACAGGGUUUGGCACCCUCUGGUGUCGCUGCACCACCGCAAGUGGCUAACGGUUUCGUGCCACCAGCGCUUCCUCUUAGAAAGGAGACGCAAGGAAACGCUCAGAGCAAAGCCAAACUUAAUCAGGCUGGUCUCGAACAAGGAGGAGGUGUUUUAGUUGCACCUCGUGAUCCAGACUUCGCGGGACUCGGUGAGAUGGGUAGACCAAUCAUAUUACCAACUAACCUAACUGCGGAGAUCAAAAAGCUGGUGGACGAUGGGUGGAUAAAUAACGCUUUCAAUCAAUACGCUAGCGAUCUUAUUUCCGUGCAUAGAACUUUACCCGAUCCUCGUGACCAAUGGUGUAAGGAGCCUGGAAGAUACCUGAAGGAUCUUCCACCAACCGCGGUGAUUAUUUGCUUUCACAACGAAGCCUGGUCAGUUUUGUUAAGAACAGUACAUUCUGUACUGGACAGAUCACCGGAUCAUCUUAUACAAGAAAUUAUUCUCGUUGAUGAUUUUUCGGAUAUGCCUCAUCUGAAACGGCAACUGGAAGAUUACAUGAUGAAUUAUCCGAAGGUGAAAAUCAUUCGUGCCCAAAAACGCGAAGGCUUGAUAAGGGCUCGUCUACUUGGUGCAUCGGCUACCAAAGCACCGGUCCUCACAUAUUUGGACAGUCACUGUGAAUGCACCGUAGGAUGGCUCGAACCUCUUUUAGAUAGAAUAGCGCGUGAUCCAACGACGGUAGUUUGUCCAGUAAUCGAUGUUAUCGAUGACACUACACUCGAGUACCAUUGGAGAGACUCAGGUGGUGUGAACGUCGGCGGCUUCGAUUGGAAUCUUCAGUUCAACUGGCACGCAGUACCGGAAAGGGAGAAGAAAAGACAUAAGAAUCCGGCGGAGCCUGUUUGGUCACCUACAAUGGCGGGUGGUUUGUUCUCGAUAGAUCGUGCUUUCUUCGAGAAACUCGGUACAUACGAUAGUGGAUUCGAUAUCUGGGGCGGUGAGAAUCUCGAGUUAUCCUUCAAGACUUGGAUGUGCGGAGGUACUCUGGAAAUCGUGCCGUGUUCGCACGUGGGUCAUAUCUUCAGGAAGCGUUCCCCUUACAAGUGGCGUAGCGGCGUGAACGUGCUCAAGAGGAAUAGCAUAAGGUUGAGUGAAGUGUGGUUGGACGAGUACGCCAAGUACUACUACCAAAGGAUAGGUCACGACAAGGGUAACUUUGGGGACGUAUCGGAACGGAAAGCCCUGAGGAAACAGCUCGGAUGCAAGUCGUUUAAAUGGUACCUCGACAACAUUUACCCGGAACUCUUCAUUCCUGGAGAAGCCGUAGCUUCUGGAGAGGUACGUAAUCUUGGAGAAGGAGGCAACACCUGCUUGGAUUCUCCGGCACGAAAGGCCGAUUUGCAUAAGCCAACUGGACUCUACCCGUGUCAUCGACAAGGAGGAAAUCAGAUAAGACAACUCGCUAGCGGCAUAUGUAUAGACUCGCCAGGAAAACCGGAAGACCUUCACCAGGCCGUGGGUUUAUAUCCUUGUCACCGUCAGGGCGGCAAUCAGUACUGGAUGUUGAGCAAGAUCGGUGAAAUCCGUAGAGACGAAUCCUGCUUGGAUUACAGUGGCCAGGAUGUUAUUCUUUAUCCUUGUCACGGUAGCAAAGGAAAUCAACAAUGGAUUUAUAAUCCCCAGACGAAACAGAUAAGGCACGGAAGUAGCGACAAAUGUUUAGCAAUCACCGAAAGCAAGCAACGAUUGCUGAUGGAAGAAUGUUCGUCGUCCGAAUCAAGACAAAGGUGGUCCUUCGAGAAUUACGAUCCCUCGAAGCUGUGAUAUCGCGCUUAUUCUCGUCGUCGAUCAAACAUUCCACUUGAAAUACAAAGGAAACAAGUCCUACCAUUCUUCCCAGGACAGAAAUUUUCUAUCGGCAAGACUCGUUUCGGAAGAUAGGCACAUUUCAAAUGCUGUGACGAACAAUAUUACAAUUUAUGAAUCGAGAUUAACCGUUUUUAUCGAUUUUAACGAACCGUCGUUUGGUACAGGUUUUCCUUUCUUUUUUUCUCUUUUUCUUCUAUUUUGUUUUUAUUUCUUAUUAGUGAUUAUAAAUAUAUAUUCGUCUUCGAAUAUCUUCAUUCCUUAUACGUUUACUUUUCUUCAUUAUUUCUUUUUUUUUUUUCUAUUUUUAAGACGUCGUAUCGCAAAUCAUGGAGAAUCAUUUUCGAAUGAGAAUUGUUUUAUUUCCUAAGCGUGUUUCGAUCACGAUUCUCGAUGAUUCUCGAUUGAACGAAGAAUUAACGUUAAGAUGUGUGUACGUAUGUGUGUGUGUGUUUUAAAUAACGACGAUUAUGAACAUUAGAAGGAAAGAAAGAAAGAAAGAAAACAUAUACCUCUACGAUAUUUUACAAGAACGACGACGACGACGACGGCGACGACAACCUCCUCGAAAAAAAAAAAACGAUUUCGUUUUUGCCUUGAACGACACCGCGUAUACGAAAAAUGUCGAAGAGUGUGACGGACACGUAGAAAUGUCGUUAGAAUUCUUCUUGUAUUUUAUUCGACUCGAAUGAGAGACGAGUCGUCACGUAUGUCUGUAUGUUUCAUUUAUACGUCGAUAAUCGACGAGUAAAUUCAUCGAUCGUUCAUAUCGAGGUACAGACGUAAAGAUAACAAACAAAUUAUAUGCAAAAAUAUAACAAACAUUCCAAUUGUGCGAAGCAUGCGAGAAAUACGUGUUUUAUCUUCAACAAUUGUUUUUUCUUUUUUCUCUUUCUUUUUUUUCCACACGUAACUUUUCCAAUGUAUAAAAUAUGCAUGUGUGCGCGUGCACGCAUAUGUGUAUGCGAAUUGUUAGUUUGUGGUUCUUAUCUUCUUCUUUUUUCUUGUUAUUAUCAUUAUUAUUAUUAUUAUUACUAUUAUUAUUUACAUUUCAAUCUUCCUAAAGAUUCGAACGAAAGAUAUUAUUCUCUGCAUGGUGCAAUAGUUAGAAGGAUAAUAAGAAUAUUACGUAUGAAUAAGAAUAAUGAGAAAGGCACGAGCGAUUUCUGUACAUUUAUUGUAAAAUAAUAUUUCUAUCUUCGACGAUGCCAGCUCGGAUUAGUUUGUCAUCUAAUUUAAUUAUAAGAAACAAUUAUUACGUACGCGUAACGACGGCGAACAUUUGAAAAUGAUUUCUUCGACGUUUAGGGUUACACGUACGUUUGAUAUUACACAACAGACAAGGCGUGCCUCCCUUCUUUCCCCCUUUCUCCCUUUCCCCCUUUCUCCAUUUUCUCUUUCCCUUCGCCUUUAUCCGUUUAAACGAGAAAAUUAUAUUGAAAUUCCAUUUGCGAUACGAUUCGCAAAUACUUUGCGUGCCAACGAAAUCGUGAAUACCGUUUACCCCUCCGCCGAUAAUAAUACGUUCUCGAAUAGAUCAUUUUUAAAGUAAACGGUACUACUGUUACAGCCAUACUACGAGAUCGAUUGUUUUUUUGUUGUUUUUGUGAAUGAAUCAAAUCGUCUAAACAAAAUCGUAUUUAGUUUUGUUAGAUAAAUCAACUAUUACACGGACCGAAUCACAUAUCCUCGCGAUCUCGUUAACAUAUUCUAUCAGUAAUUGAGAAAAGAACAGUAGGAAACGAUAUCAUUCCCCGUACAUAUCGAUUAUUAACAAAAAUAAUCUCAAAAUGAACGAACAUUUAACAAGGAAAAUAUGAAAAAAAAAAAAAAAGAAAAAAAAUAGGAGAAAAAUGAUAAAAUAAAGCAAACAGACAGACAACACUUUAUACAUUUUUUCAACGUUCUUUCAAAUAUCUUUAUAAUUAUAUUAUGAUGUUCUUGUUCGAGAGAUAAUAAUAUUUUAAGAUUUCGAUCGUGGAUAACUUUCGAAAGAAAGCUAAUCGUAUUUACGAUUUCGAAGAUUAUCGGUCGCAAUACUUAGCGAUACGAGUAUGUAUGCGUAUAUUAUACGAUUGUAUGUAUGUGUGUGUAUGUACGCAUAAAAGAAAUGAUUUAAGGAAACAGGUCAAGCAAAUACAUUUACAUGAAUAAUAGUAUAAUAAUAAUGUAAGUGAUAAAGUAAAAAUGAAUGAUAGAAAGAGAGAGAGCGUGUGUGUGUCAAUGAGUAUGCGUAAGUGAGUAUCGCCCGUGUUCGUCCGAUUUUAUGGCGAGUGCUUAAUUAUUA